Molecule: messenger RNA, 1350 nt
Organism: Trichoderma virens Gv29-8
Lineage: Eukaryota; Fungi; Ascomycota; Sordariomycetes; Hypocreales; Hypocreaceae
Exons: 3
Coding region: 1-1350 (449 amino acids)
Source: RefSeq, a predicted model, not a curated record
AUGAUCUGCCCUCGAUGGACACCUCGAGCGACAGCGACACUCGCUAACAUUGGCGGCAGCUCGAGGCAAGGCUCCUCUCGCCAUAUUCUUCAUCCAUGCAAGGAUUCAAGGCCAAGGCGCGGCUUCAACACGAACGGAGGGGGCGACGGCGAUGGUCGCGAACCGCCGAACUCCUUGAAUAACGCUCAGCCAGCGUCUCCUCUCCGGACAGCUGCGUCUACAACUGGACCGACCUCCACUCCACAGCCGAGACGGCAAACAUGGACAACACCAGCGACAUCUGCGGCUGACGCUGCCGGCCAGGGUCGGCGGCUGCGCAAUAAACCAAACACUGGCGAAGCUCGACGACCUUGGGUUAGCAGAAGAGAUAGAGGCAGCAAAGGCGUGGAAGAGGAACCUGACGUUACACCUCUCCAGGAGUGGCCGCAGCUGCAGAGAAGACAACGAGGCGUCGCAGUUCCAAAGAACCCUUUCUCUCCACGACAGAACAUACAAAACCCGCGAGGCACCACAGACUCGUCGCUCGUCAUGCUCAUAAUAGACGGCCUGUCACCCAACCUCAACGCCACAGACUUUUACCGCAUAGCGCCAAACGAUUUGUCAAAUUGGCAGAGCGCCAUCAAGAAAGUCCAGCAGCAACGCAAGGUAGACACCCUCGAACCUCUGGGCCGCUACUGGGUCACCUUUAGCACAGGCCAGGCCGCCGCUUCGUACCGUGAUAGACUUGUUCGCCUGCACAAGCUCAACAGCUUCAAGCUCCGGUCUGCGAGCGGCUUGUGGGAAAGCAGCGUUCCGUCGUCCCUGAAAGUUUCUCUCGCCUCUCCACCUGCAGGACCAGCAGCAGCAGCAGCAGCUGAAACCAGCGAUGCCGUCAUCUCAGACACACCUGGCACAGAAACCCUAGUCGACCUCGUCAACACUUUUACCAUCGCGCCAGGCUCUCAAGCUAUCCUUCCAAUGCAGCGCAAAAAAGUUUUUCUUCAGCGGCCGUGGGCGAAACGUCUAGCUGGGCUAGUCGAAAACCUCGGAUAUGGGGAGCGGCCUUGGACAUUGAUGGUGGACAUUUAUCCCCCUACCUUGACUGCCCAAGAGCUGCAUCAGUUCAUCCGCCGAGACGGGCAAAACCGAGGACUCCGGUGGCAAGUCUCCAUGCCUCAGCACCUCAAGACGAGCAGCUCGGAACAGGGGCCAGCGAAGAUGAAUGUCAAGGGAAGGGCCAGCGAGGAAAACGAGAUGAACGAGCAGGAGGAGGAAUCGGACAAGCAGCACAAUCCAUUCUUUUGGCGCAAUGACCGCGAGACGUUGGAAAAGCUCAAGGGCACGGCGGUUUCGGCAGAGCUGGAAUCAUAG